This is a messenger RNA of Trypanosoma grayi, 2769 nucleotides long. RefSeq lists its product as hypothetical. The coding region runs from base 1 to 2769 and encodes 922 amino acids. The record is from RefSeq and is a predicted model, not a curated record. Lineage: Eukaryota; Euglenozoa; Kinetoplastea; Trypanosomatida; Trypanosomatidae. The transcript has a single exon.
AUGCUCGGUGGUUCUGUCACGUCAGAUCGCCUUUUGUUUCGUUUAACACCGUGUUGUGGUGCUUUUCAACUACCGCCGCUGCUGCGCCACAACGGGGAGCCAAAGUAUGAAGCGGGGGCGGAGCUCCUCGUGAAGUGGCUGGCGGGUGCAUCGCACAAAAGACACACCGUGUUUCCCAUUGAUUUGACGCAGGGUGCUCCAGACAGCGCCCCAAUGCAAGACGGCCAACUGAAGGUGCAGACAAUGCCGGUCUGCGAGGUUGCAUUCGAAACGCGGAUGCAGUACAAACCGCGACGAAAGCGGGACAAGAGUGAGGUGGUGUACAAGAAGAAGAUGAUGCAGGUGGAGGUUCUGCUGCUGCUGAGGAAGCGGCCCCAGCGUGGUGAGACGAGUGGGAGAUGUCAUGAGAGACUCCUGCAAGAUGAUGUUGAGGCGGGGAAUCGUGUGUGCUCCUUCUCUGUAGCUAAAUGCACGACAGACUUGAGAGAUUUUCUUCCGUGUGACGGCGCGCCGCAUCGUGUUCGGUUGUGCAUGCAACGCGAGGGUGAUUACCUUGACGUGACCUGUUCAGUGAAGCCGGUUAGUGGCGCGACGGCGAUGCCGACGCUGGAAAGACUCACCAGCGAGGCUUCAUCCACCGCGUCGUCGACUGCUGCGUCCGCCACCACCACCACCGGCGAUGCGGCGUCGUCGACCGCCAGCAGUUGGCUGCGCGACACAGAAGUUCUGGUGGAGUCGCUGCGGCCGGAGCCGUCACGCGAGGUGUCUCUUACGCUGCCGCUGGUGGGGGCGCAGGCGAAUAAUCGUGCGAUGGGUGACAGCAACACCAGCCAGACGUCAGCCGUGGAGGUGUGCCCGCCAGUUAUUCUCAUGGCGCCAAUGCUGAGCGCUGAACUAUCGGUAAUUCACGCAUUCUGUGAUGCGUCGGCGCAGGAGGUGGCGCAACUUCGGCAGCACGGCGAAGGCUCCGCGCUGCGGCCGCCAUUCUCACCUCUGCGGCAAGUGAUCGAGAAGGGUGUCUCGUGCGAGCAGCAGUUCGAGGAGGGCGAUCCACUAAAGCUAUUUACUGCUUUGUUUCCCUCGUCCCCGCAGCCUUCCGCGCUCAUGCCUGCGCUGCACCGCAACCGCCGUGACGUCGACUACCCCCCGGUGCACAUGUGGACUGAAGCCGAACAGGCACACCCGCACGUCGCCUACUACGCUGUGACGUUUAAUAUGCGGCUCCGCAAGGAUCAGUGCAUCCCUGCAGAGGAAUACGGCGUUGCGGUAGGCGCUGGUGACCGCGUAGUGGCGCACGUGAUGUGCGUGGCGCCGACAGCUCCUGUUGUUGGGAAAGACGCUCGUCUGGAGUUCCUCGUGGAGAUCAUGAGCGGCGGCCUCGUGCACGCCGUGGUGUUUCCAUGUGUGCCGGGUAAAUUACGGUUCCUUCUGCGUUCACUAAUUUCUUCAAAGCUGACGAAAUUAGAGGCACUGCUGCAGAAGACGCUGCGGGAGGUCGCUCAAUCCACCGGUAUUAAUACGGCUGCAGCUUCCGUUACUCGUACCCCAGCGGCAGUUUCCGAGGCGGACCUGGCGUUGCUGUUUUCCUCGUCACUCGAUCCGAACAUGUGGUGCAAGCUGCGGGAUCCGGAAAUCCUUUCACGCGCUCCUCUCGUAGUGUCCAUACUGAAGCGAUUUCAACAGGUUGAACUUCCACCACCACGCGUCUGUGAUUCACUGUUGCAGGUGCUUGAACGGGUGAUCUGCCUUCACCACAAUUGUGCUCCUGUGGUACUUCACGUGACGCUGACACUCAUGCGCAUUGCAGCUGAACGGGGAUCCGCGGCCGACCUUGCAAAGGUGUCCCCAACGCUGGCAUCGACACUCUGCCAGGUCUACGCACUGUACCCACUUGAGUCGCUAUUUGAAGUCACGACAUCACCGUCAAUGAGCGGCAGUCCAGAGACAUCCAUAGCGGAGGCGCGGGGUUUUCUCGACGCGCUGGAGGCGGGGACGGCCGCCCUGCAGGAGCAGCGGCGACGCGAAUUGUUGUGCGUCCGGGAUGUGUGGCACCUGCUGGAGAUCAGUCUCACCGACCGACAGACGGCGACAGAUGUUGUGCUGCGGAUGCGCGAUGAACGGCGGCUUCUUUCGUCGCAGCAUCACUGUCACCUGCUGAACGCAGCGCUGUCUAUGCAUAUGGACUGUGCGCCUAUUGCGCACAGCAUCCUUGGUAUUAUGCUGCACAACUAUCGCUUCAACAAAUCAUCGUUUUUUGACGAGCUGCACCCAAUAAGUGCAGACUUUGUGGCAGCCAUACGCCGUGCAAUAGUGAUUCACGGUGAGAGUUUCCUUAGGGAAAAUUCCACCACCCUUGUAGUAGACUUCGAUGCCUUUGGUGAGGCGCUUGAACAGCGCGCGUUGUCGUUGACGUUUUUUGAGAGGCACUUCCAGCCGGUGUUGGAUGAGUCGCCUCUGUUCACCUGCAGCGUCCGUCUUGUGGGUGCGGAGGCGGAUGCUGACGGCACAACAGAGGUGCCGCUGACGGUGACGAUGUCGUUCCUAUGCGUUGGGGACAGCGUGUAUCCCCUCUCGCAUGUGUAUAAGCUGCGGAUGUACAGGCGCUGGUGGUGGAUGCCGGCUCUGUGUCUCUCUCUGCGGGAGACCGGUGAUGCCACAUCACUUAGGCAGAGUGACGUUUGCCGAGAUAUUGAGGUUGUCACGUUUAGAAGGAGUGAGCUUGUCGAGGUACUGCUGCGGGCAAACAGCAAUAUCGCAGUGGACAGAUAG